AAAUAUUUUUUGAAAAUUCUAAACAAACCCUUGGGUGUCCCUCUCCAUUCAAACCCCCCUCACGUCUCUCUCUCUUCUUCGCAUUGUUUCAUUUUUGUGUUUUUGUUUUCUCGCCAUACCAAAACCCAAACCGAAAGCAUUUACAUAGAAUUUUCCAGAACUCAACAAAAGUCUACUGUCUUUAUAAGGAGCAGGCCAAUUUGACUCAAUAAAAUUGGUUAGUUCUUGGACAAGAUGAGCGUGGUAGGUUUUGAUUUUGGCAACGAAAGCUGUAUUGUUGCUGUUGCAAGGCAAAGGGGUAUUGAUGUUGUGCUUAAUGAUGAAUCAAAGCGCGAGACUCCAGCUAUUGUUUGUUUUGGUGACAAGCAGAGGUUCAUCGGGACUGCAGGAGCUGCUUCAGCUAUGAUGAACCCCAAAAAUACAAUCUCGCAGAUAAAACGUUUGAUUGGGCGACAAUUUUCUGACCCUGAGUUGCAAAGGGAUCUUAAGUCAUUGCCAUUUGCCGUCACUGAAGGUCCUGAUGGAUUUCCUUUGAUACAUGCACGAUACUUGGGUGAAAUAAAGACAUUUACUCCUACCCAAGUUCUGGGAAUGUUGUUGUCAGAUUUGAAAAGCAUAGCACAGAAGAAUCUGAAUGCGGCUGUGGUGGACUGCUGCAUUGGAAUUCCUGUUUAUUUCACUGACCUUCAAAGAAGAGCUGUGUUAGAUGCAGCCCAAAUUGCAGGCUUGCACCCUCUACGCCUGAUUCAUGAAACUACAGCGACAGCAUUGGCAUAUGGUAUUUAUAAGACGGAUUUGCCGGAAAAUGACCCAUUGAAUGUCGCCUUUGUGGAUGUUGGGAAUUCAAGUUUGCAAGUAUGCAUAGCGGGUUUCAAGAAGGGUCAACUUAAGAUAUUGGGUCACUCUUUUGAUCAGUCACUGGGUGGUAGGGAUUUUGAUGAAGUUCUAUUCCAGCAUUUUGCAGCUAAGUUCAAGGAUGAAUACAAAAUUGAUGUAUUCCAGAAUUCCCGGGCCUGCCUUCGACUUAGAGCUGCCUGUGAGAAAUUGAAGAAAGUUCUUAGUGCCAAUCCUGCGGCACCUUUGAGUAUUGAAUGUUUGAUGGAUGAGAAGGAUGUGAGGGGCUUCAUUAAGAGGGAUGAGUUUGAACAAAUUAGUGCUUCAAUUUUGGAACGUGUGAAGAGGCCUUUGGAAAAGGCUCUGGCUGAAACUGGUCUUUCUGUGGAGAAUAUUCACAUGGUUGAGGUUGUUGGUUCAGCCUCUCGUGUUCCUUCUAUAAUCAAGAUCUUAACAGAAUUCUUUGGUAAGGAGCCUAGGCGUACGAUGAAUGCAAGUGAGUGUGUUGCCAGGGGUUGUGCUUUACAAUGUGCAAUCCUUAGUCCGACAUUCAAAGUGAGAGAGUUUCAGGUAAAUGAGAGCUUCCCAUUUUCAAUUGCUUUGUCAUGGAAAGGCUCUGCAUCAGAGGCUCAAAAUGAAGCAACUGAUAACCAGCAAAACACUAUUGUGUUUCCAAAGGGAAAUCCAAUACCUAGUGUUAAGGCUUUGACUUUCUAUAGGUCAGGUACUUUCACUGUAGAUGUCCAGUAUGCUGAUGUGAGCGACUUGCAGGCACCUGCCAAGAUCAGUACUUAUACAAUUGGUCCCUUCCAAUCUACUAAAAGUGAACGGGCCAAAGUCAAAGUGAAAGUUCGAUUGAAUUUGCAUGGAAUUGUAUCCAUUGAGUCGGCAACACUCUUGGAGGAAGAAGAAAUUGAAGUUCCGGUCACAAAAGAGCCAGAAAAAGAAGCUGCUAAGAUGGAGACUGAUGAGACUCCUGCUGAGGCUCCUCCUUCAAGUUCUGAUGGGACUGAUGUAAAUAUGCAGGAUGCUAAGACAAGUGCUGAUUACCCUGGUUCUGAAAAUGGUGUUCCUGAGUCAGGUGAAAAGACUGCCGAAAUGGAGACUGAUGCUAAGGCCCCAAAGAAAAAGGUGAAGAAAACAAACAUCCCCGUGUUGGAAUUGGUAUAUGGUGGAAUGGUACCAGCAGAUGUGCAAAAGGCUGUGGAGAAGGAGUUUGAAAUGGCUUUGCAAGAUCGAGUAAUGGAAGAAACAAAAGAUAGGAAAAAUGCUGUUGAGGCUUAUGUCUAUGACAUGAGGAAUAAGCUUUGCGACAAGUAUCAGGAUUUUGUCACUGAUUCUGAAAGAGAGCAGUUUUCUGCUAGACUACAGGAAGUUGAAGAUUGGUUGUAUGAAGAUGGUGAGGAUGAAACCAAAGGUGUUUAUAUUGCCAAGCUUGAGGAGCUGAAAAAGCAAGGUGACCCCAUUGAAGAACGGUACAAGGAAUACACAGAAAGGAGUUCUGUGAUUGAUCAGCUUGCUUAUUGUAUCAACAGUUAUAGAGAGGCAGCUAUGUCUAGUGAUCCCAAAUUUGAUCACAUUGACAUGGCUGAAAAGCAGAAGGUGCUAAAUGAGUGUGUUGAAGCAGAGGCCUGGUUGAGAGAGAAGAAGCAGCAUCAAGACUCUCUUCCCAAAUAUGCUGCUCCUGUUCUUCUGUUAGCUGAUGUGAGAAGGAAAGCUGAAGCGCUUGACAGGUUCUGCAGGCCGAUAAUGACAAAGCCAAAGCCAACUAAAGCAGCCACUCCAGAGGCUCCAGCAACCCCGCCUUCCCAGGGAGGUGAAUCCCAACCACAUGGAGGGGAUGCCCAUCCAAAUGAAAAUGCAGGAAAUGCAACAGGUGAGGCAGCAGCAGCAUCUGGAGAACCUAUGGAGACUGAAAAGUCAGAAAACACCUCAAAUACUGCAUAAAUUAAUUAGAGUUGGCUUGUCUUUUAACGAUUUAUGCAGGCCAAGAUCUUGGUUCCUAUGUAUAAGAAUCUCUAUUUCCAUGAGCCUGGAACAAAAACUCUUUGGUGGGAUGAUGAUAUGUUUGUGCACUUUUUUUUUUUCCCUUUUUCAAUCUGUAAUGCCUUAAAUAUUAGGUGGUCUACAACAUUUUAUUGUUGUUAAGAGGGAGUCUCAGAUCCGGUUCUUUUAGAAGGGUUUUUAAGAAAAGUUGAUACUGCCUAAGGUUUCUCUCCCCAUUUAUGCGGUUGGGCGACGAAGGCUUGCUCUGAUAUAGAUUGUUUUACUGUUUUUAUUUUAUUUUAUUUUUGUGUCUUAUUAAGGAUCUACAUGCCUUCAGUGCAUCAUUUAGUGCCCGGAUUUUGUCAAUUCCAAGUUUCAAAUUGGUGUCAA
This is a messenger RNA of Mangifera indica (mango), 3210 nucleotides long. Its product is annotated as heat shock 70 kDa protein 15-like. The record is from RefSeq and is a predicted model, not a curated record. NCBI's taxonomy places the organism in Eukaryota, Viridiplantae, Streptophyta, Magnoliopsida, Sapindales, Anacardiaceae. Gene Ontology annotation, molecular function: ATP binding; ATP-dependent protein folding chaperone. The coding region runs from base 235 to 2781 and encodes 848 amino acids. Gene Ontology annotation, cellular component: nucleus; cytosol. Gene Ontology annotation, biological process: protein folding. The transcript has 10 exons.